This is a messenger RNA of Aspergillus oryzae RIB40, 810 nucleotides long. RefSeq lists its product as uncharacterized. The transcript is spliced from 2 exons. The record is from RefSeq and is a predicted model, not a curated record. Gene Ontology annotation, molecular function: oxidoreductase activity. Lineage: Eukaryota; Fungi; Ascomycota; Eurotiomycetes; Eurotiales; Aspergillaceae. The coding region runs from base 1 to 810 and encodes 269 amino acids.
AUGCAGUAUACGGGAUCCUGCAGCAAUUGCACAGACCAAUCUAUAUUUGUCAAUUGUCUGAUGAUCGUCCUAGCACACCGUGUCUCCUAUCUGUGUGCACUUGGUGUAGAAACUCGAAAUCAAGAGCAUUUCUCUCUAAGCCAAACUUCAAUACAACUAUUUCUUCCUCCAAUGGCUACAAGAAUCACCCUGAACGCUAUCUUAUCCUAUCUAGAAGAGCUAACGCUCUCUACAACCGUAGAGAUACCCGAAAGCCCCAAGAAAGCGCAAAACCGCUCCAAGCAUGUCCUUGUCAUUGGGGGCGGCGUUGGCGGUCUGAUGACGGCUUGGAUUCUCCUUGACAAGGGCUACCGCGUCACCGUCGUGUCUAAGGAAUGGGCAAGUCUCGCGAAGCCGUUGACCUCGCAGAUUGCUGGUGCUUUAUGGGAGUACCCACCUGGUGGGUGCGGCAUCACAGUGAUUGAGACACCGUUGUUCGGGUGCUCAACUCUGGAGCAGUAUUGGGAGUGGCCUUUGCAGAGUUUUGAGUUCUAUCGGUUGAUGGCGAACCGGGAUGAGCUUAUUGGUGAUGGCCUGGAACGGGCUGCUGGGGCUGGGAAGUUUGGGGCGAAGAUGAAGACCUUGUUUCAGUUCUUUCAGCACCCGAUUGAGGACGAGUCCUGUGUCCAUGGACGUGAUGACAGGCAUUGUGACAAGUAUUUUGAAAUGAAGACACUGGACGAGAGCGUGGAUUCGCCCUUCAGGGAUCAGUUGAAAAUCAAUUAUCACUGCAUGGCUGAUGCCAAUGGUGGAAAGAAUGUUAAUUCAUGA